GGCCAAAACAGAGAGCGGCCAAAACGGAAGCAAAAAAAGUCUCAUCAUUCUUUUCUUUUUUACUUCCAAUCUCCUCCCUUUGCUCAUUGCCAUAACCACACAACAGAGAAAAGUUUCUCUUUCUGUAAUUGCAAACUCUGUCUCUCAAUGAGCUGAUUAGUACAUUUUUGUCUCACCUUCUGAUCCAUAUAAUAUCUAACAGAUCAUGCACUCUUGCGUUUGCUUACGUUAAUUUGGUGGAGUUUCAUUAAUAAUAACAUUUUUAUAUUUUGAUCAUCAUUUUCUGUAAAGUGUUAAUUCUUAUUAAGGAGAACUUUUGGCUGUUCAUCAUCAUCAUUUGAUCCAAUGGCUGCCAUCACUGAGAAUCCCACUGAUGUUGUUGUCAAAGAUGUUCAUGAGAUAUGUAUCAAGAAAGAUGCUGAAAAGAUCAUCGAUGACAAAACUGAGAAGAGCACGGGCUUGGAACCCGAGACCGAGUCCGAGCUCAAACCUGAAUCCGAGUUAGAUAUGCAAAAGCUGGUGGCUAUGUUCAAGAAACUGAAUCCUUUGGCUAAGGAGUUUUUUCCCUCUUACUACAGUCCCAAGAAGAAUGGUGAAACUACAGAAGGUAAUCAAUUGCUGUCCGUUGAUGACGAUUUACCAACGGCUAAGAAGCAAUCUGGUGAAGAAUUUGAUUCUGAUGGAAAGAAGGAUGACAAUAACCGGAAGAAAAGAAACAAUUAUAGCCAAGGGAGGAAGAGGUUGACUGGAAGAAUUUCAAAAGCUCAGAGAGAGGAUAGUAUUAGAAGAACAGUGUAUGUUUCUGACAUUGACCAGAGUGUGACUGAGGAGGGUCUUGCUGCUUUGUUUAGUAACUGUGGACAAGUUGUUGACUGUCGAAUUUGUGGGGAUCCACAUUCAGUUCUUCGAUUUGCGUUUGUUGAGUUUGCUGAUGACCAGGGCGCACAUGAAGCUUUAAGCCUGGGUGGAACGAUGCUCGGGUACUACCCUGUGAGGGUCUUACCCUCAAAAACUGCUAUUCUUCCAGUGAAUCCCACAUUUCUUCCUAGGUCUGAAGAUGAAAGGGAGAUGUGUUCAAGGACAAUUUAUUGCACAAACAUUGACAAAAAGGUUUCUCAAGCUGACAUGAGAAACUUCUUUGAGUCAGCAUGUGGUGAGGUAACUCGUCUAAGGCUUCUUGGGGAUCAACUGCAUUCAACUCGCAUUGCUUUUGUUGAGUUUGCUCUGGCGGAUAGUGCAACUAGGGCGCUCAAUUGCAGCGGGAUGGUUGUUGGAUCCCAACCCAUAAGGGUAAGUCCAUCAAAGACACCAGUAAGGCCACGAAUCACUCGACCACCAUCCACAAGUUAGAGCGACACCAGAAGAGAGAUGAUUGCAAACAUUUUGUUUCCUCUUUAUUUCUUUCGUUAUCUUUUAAGUUUUAGAACACUUAUCUCCAGUUAUGUUAGUAGCUGGAAACACUAUGUUCCUGCUUCCGAAUUUGGAGUGUUCUUGUUAGGUUCUGAGAUACUUCUCUCUAUUUCAUCAUCAUUGUCUUAAAAAGGAUUUUUCUUUGGAGCA
This is a messenger RNA of Brassica napus (rape), 1560 nucleotides long. RefSeq names its product polyadenylate-binding protein-interacting protein 9-like. The record is from RefSeq and is a predicted model, not a curated record. The coding region runs from base 346 to 1350 and encodes 334 amino acids. Gene Ontology annotation, molecular function: RNA binding. NCBI's taxonomy places the organism in Eukaryota, Viridiplantae, Streptophyta, Magnoliopsida, Brassicales, Brassicaceae. The transcript has 10 exons.